Panicum hallii is the source of this 1714-nucleotide messenger RNA. RefSeq names its product probable protein phosphatase 2C 68. The transcript has a single exon. The record is from RefSeq and is a predicted model, not a curated record. Gene Ontology annotation, cellular component: nucleus; cytosol. Gene Ontology annotation, biological process: protein dephosphorylation. Lineage: Eukaryota; Viridiplantae; Streptophyta; Magnoliopsida; Poales; Poaceae. Gene Ontology annotation, molecular function: cation binding; protein serine/threonine phosphatase activity. Bases 112 to 1170 code for a protein of 352 amino acids.
GCACGGGGGUCCCUCUCUCUCAACUCUUCCCAGCGUUGCUGUGGUCUCCCUGGAAGCUUUGCUGGUCGGUGGGGGUAGUCGGGGAAGCUCUGAGGUGGGGGGUGCUGGUUGAUGUCGAUGGCGCAGGUGUGCUGUGACUCCGCGAGCGCGGCGGUGGUUGGGCCGGAGGCGGAGGCCAGGGCGAGGGCGCGCGCCGAGAGGCGGCGCCGGGCAGGGGAGGCCGGGAGGUGGAAGCACGCGCCGGCGGCGGCGGCGGCCGGGACGGCCGAGGCGGCCACGAGGAAGCGGCGCGUCGAGGCCGGAGAGCUGCUCGUGGCGCGGAAGCACGGGGCGGCGUCGGUGGCCGGGCGCAUGAGGGAGAUGGAGGACGCCGUGUCCGUGCGCGAGGCCUUCGCCGCCGGUGCCGCCGGGAGGUGCGACUUCUACGGGGUGUUCGACGGCCACGGCUGCUCGCACGUCGCCGAGGCGUGCCGGGACCGGAUGCACGAGCUGCUCGCCGAGGAGCUGGCCGGCGGGGAGCAGCGGGAGCCCGCGGCCUGGACCGCCGCGAUGGAGCGGUGCUUCGCGCGGAUGGACGCCGAGGUCGCCUCCGCCGGCGGGCGCGCCGCCACCGCGGCCAGUGCCAGCUGCCGGUGCGACGCGCGCAAGUGCGACCACGUGGGCUCCACCGCCGUGGUGGCCGUGGUGGAGGAGCGCCGGGUGGUGGUGGCCCACUGCGGCGACUCCCGCGCGGUGCUCUGCCGCGGGGGCGACGGCGCGACGCCGGUGGCGCUGUCCUCGGACCACAAGCCCGACCGGCCCGACGAGCAGGAGCGGAUCGAGGCCGCGGGCGGGCGGGUCAUCUUCUGGGAGGGCGCGCGCGUGCUGGGCGUCCUGGCCAUGUCCCGCGCCAUCGGGGACGGGUACCUGAAGCCGUAUGUGUGCUCGGUGCCCGAGGUGACGGUGGCCGAGCUCGCCGACGGCGACGAGUGCCUGAUCCUGGCCAGCGACGGGCUGUGGGACGUGGUCAGCAACGAGGCCGCCUGCGAGGUGGCGCGCGCCUGCCUCCGCAGGGGCAGGGAGAAGUGGUGCGCCGAGGCCGCCGCGCUGCUCACCAAGCUGGCGCUCGCGAGGCGCAGCGCCGACAACGUCUCCGUCGUCGUCGUCGAUCUCCGGCGGAAGAACCGCUAGCUCACUAGUACAGUGGGAUGAUGCACAAAAAGGAUCUGGGGUGGUAGUAGCAGCAGCUAGCUAGGUAGUAGUAAUUCUACUGAUUGUUUUUUCUUCUUCUUUUUUUCCGUUGGAGAUCAAGUAUUUUCUCCCUGAAUCAAAAAGUUCAGAGGAGCGCAUGCAUAGAUGAAUGAAUUAUUAUGGUGUAACCGGAAUUCGAUCCGGAUACCAUGUGGGAUGAAAAUGAAGUUUUCAAAAUCAUCGGAAAAGCAGAGAUGGCCUGACGAGAAUUCGAUGGAUGUGAUGUGAUCCCAUCUGAAACGAAGAGACAAGAACGACGGGGAAGAUCAUCUGAAUAAACAACAAAGAGGGGGAGCACAUCAUAAACAAAUUGAAGACUUCGAAUCAUCCCUGGAUCUCUGAGUGACGGGAGACGGAUUGUGCAACCAUUAUUUGCGUCGAUUAUUUAGUCGGUUCAGAUUGUCAAGAAAAUAUUGUUGUAAUCUCCAGAAAAUUUGGCUUCCUUGCCCGAUUGAACAGGAUUUUGCAGGUCGGGUGGAGCACA